Apis dorsata (giant honeybee) is the source of this 5731-nucleotide messenger RNA. RefSeq names its product JNK-interacting protein 3 (gene syd). Gene Ontology annotation, molecular function: kinesin binding; JUN kinase binding; MAP kinase scaffold activity. NCBI's taxonomy places the organism in Eukaryota, Metazoa, Arthropoda, Insecta, Hymenoptera, Apidae. The record is from RefSeq and is a predicted model, not a curated record. Bases 425 to 4228 code for a protein of 1267 amino acids. The transcript is spliced from 18 exons. Gene Ontology annotation, biological process: vesicle-mediated transport. Gene Ontology annotation, cellular component: cytoplasm.
UUUAUGGAAACAGAAUGAAGAUACAGCCAUCUAACGGGCAUGAUGGAAACGGAAAAAUAAGUUUCCAUCUCUUGUGAUUUCAUAGGUUUAUUUGUGAACACGUCAGGAGCUAACCAUACGUCUAUAGUAUUGGUCGGUAUUGAGUGAAAAAAAUGGCGAAGGUCUACGUAUAGACGAUCGUCAACAGAGUUGACAGAAACUAAUGAAAUUGGCUAAUGUCAAAAGCUACAACGUAAUGCAUGAAAAAUGUAUUCUCUAGUCCGCGCCGCCUUGGUGCGUUUCGUAUGAUCAGGUACAACGUUUUAGUGUUCAAGUGUUCAAUCGAGUGAGAAAACAACGAGAGAAAAAAGGAGAAGCAGGAGAUCCAGUGGUUGCGAAACGUCACAAAUCACAACACGGAACAGGCCACUUCAAGGUGUAAAAAAUGAGUCAAAUACAAAUGGAUCAAGAAACAGUAUAUGGAACUCAUGAGGAUAGUCAUGUGGUCAUGUCAGAAAAAGUACAAUCUUUGGCUGGUAGUAUUUAUCAAGAAUUUGAAAAAAUGAUAGCUCGUUAUGAUGAAGAUGUAGUGAAAGACCUAAUGCCCCUCCUAGUCAAUGUUCUAGAAUGUCUAGACAUAUCUUAUACUGAAAAUCAAGAACGUGAAGUUGAAUUAGAAUUGUUAAGAGAAGAUAAUGAACAACUUGUUACUCAAUAUGAAAGAGAAAAACAAUUAAGAAAAACAUCUGAUCAAAAAUUAUUAGAACUUGAAGAUGUAGCAGAAGAUGAAAGAAAAGAACUUCUAUCAAAAAUUGAUAGUUUGGAAUCAAUUGUAAGAAUGCUGGAACUGAAGACAAAAAAUUCACAUGAUCACGGUACAAAUUAUGGCUCUCUCAGUUCAUCCCUUCAUAGAACAUCCCUCUACAUUGUUCGUCUUGAAGAAAAAGAAGCCGAAUUGAAGCGCGAAUAUACUCGUCUACAUGAGAGAUAUACGGAAUUAUUUAAAACGCAUGUAGAUUAUAUGGAAAGAACAAAAAUGUUAGUUGGAAGUACAGAAAGAUUAGAAAAUUCGACUAGUGGUCGAGGUCCAUCUCGCUUACCAUCUCUUGGUUUAACUCAUAUGUCACGAAGUUCAGGACCACUAAGUUAUGGCUUUCAGAGUUUGGAAGCUAGUAUAAAUGCAGAGGAUAUUCAACAAGAAAAUCCAUCAAAUGCUGUUGCUAAUUUAAGAACUGAAAUGUUAGAUAGUAGCAGCGAAGCUGCUAUUGAGACAUCUGAUAAAAGUCAAUUAACAGAUAAACCAGCACAAGCAAAUAAAACAACUGCAAUUUCUAGACAUGAAAGUCCAGAAACUGAAAUACCUCCACCUUUGGUUACACCAACAUCACCAACUAUAGAAAAGAUAGCUACUACUCCAAGUGGAAGAAGUAGAACAGAAAGAGAACAACGAAGUGGUAACACAUUGUAUCAGGAACUCAGUUUUCAAGAUGCUGAUGCAUUAGGAGAAAUGGAUGAAGGAGCAGAUAUCACUGGUAGUUGGGUUCAUCCUGGGGAAUAUGCUUCUUCAGGAAUGGGAAAAGAAGUUGAGAAUCUUAUUAUGGAAAAUAAUGAAUUAUUAGCUACAAAAAAUGCGCUUAACAUUGUUAAAGACGAUUUAAUAGUUAAAGUAGAUGAACUUACAAGUGAACAAGAAAUAUUACGUGAAGAAGUUCGAGCUUUACAACAAGCUAGAGAACGAUUACGGCAAAAGGUUGUUGUCCUUGAAGAAGAAUUGAAAAAAGUUAAAGAAGAAGCUGAAGCAGCAGCAAAAGCAGCUAAAAGCGAUGAUGAAGAAGAUGUAUCGUUAGCACAAAGAAAAAGGUUUACUAGAGUCGAAAUGGCUAGAGUUCUUAUGGAAAGGAAUCAAUAUAAAGAACGCUUUAUGGAACUUCAAGAAGCAGUUAGAUGGACGGAAAUGAUACGAGCAACAAAGACUGAUCCUUCUAGUAUAUCAGGUGGAAAAGUAUCAGUGUGGAAGUUUUUUAGUAGUCUCUUCACAGGACCUGCUGAUCGAGGAACGUUAGUUCGCGGACCACACACAUUACCUCACAUGAGAUACAGUGCACCAACCAAUCAAGUUGUUCCAGCACCACCUUUGGAUACCAUGCGUAGACGUACGUUGAAAGGUCGCCAUGAGUUUUUCGACCAAGGAGACACCAUAGAUACCUGGUUAUUCUGGUUUUCGGUGGGGUGCUUUUUGGCCAGCAGAUCUUCUGAGAAACUCGUAGCGAGACGUGCAAAUGAACGAAGAGAACAAUAUCGUCAAGUUCGCGCUCAUGUUAGAAAAGAGGAUGGACGAUUACACGCUUAUGGUUGGAGUUUACCUGGAAAACCAAGUGCUCCAGUUAGACAACCUGUUCCUGUGCCUGUCUAUUGCAGACCUUUACAGGAAUCUGAGCCUGGCAUGAAGAUAUGGUGUGGUGCUGGUGUAAACUUAAGUGGUGGUAAAACUCGAGAUGGUGGUUGUAUGGUUGGAGGAAGCGUGUUUUAUGCUGCUGAAGCUCAAGAAAUAAGUACGAACACAAAAACUGAAGCAGAAGAUGCUAUCGAACAUUUAGAUAAGGAACUUCAAGAGAAUGAAAAUCAAAGAGUUGAAGCAGAACAAUUAGAGCAACAUCUUAGCUCAUUAGUAUGGAUUUGUACAUCUACUCAAAAAAUGUCAAAAGUUACUGUGAUAGAUGCUAAUAAUCCAGCUGAUAUUUUGGAAGUCUUUAGUGUUUGUCAAGGACAUUUACUUUGCAUUGCAAGUGUACCUGGAGCCAAAGAGAGUGAUUAUGCUCAAGCUAUGAAUGAAGAUUCAAUUCGAACUGCCAAUGGAAUAAAUGAGAUUGCUAAUGAAAUAAAUACAACUUCAAAUUCUGAACAGAAUAUUCAAAAAAAUGAACAAGAAACUCAAUCAUUAUUGGAAAAAAAUAAAAAUGAGUUAGAUUCCUCAGAAGAACAAAACAGUGAAAAUGUUAAAAAAUCAGAUGAUACUAAUCAAAUUAUCCCUAUUGAAUCACAAAGUUUGGAAAGUGUAGAUAGUGAAACCACAAAUUUAGGCAAAGUACAUUUUGUAAAAACUAAUUUAGAAACACCAAGCUCACAAUUGGAUGAAAAAAAUGAUACAAAUGAAGAAAAACAAAAUAAAAUUGAAGAAGAUACACCUAUAGAAAAAAUGUCUUCAAUACAACCAACAAUGUGGCUUGGAGCUCAAAAUGGUGCAGUAUUCGUUCAUUCAGCUGUCGCUAAGUGGUCAGUUUGUUUGCAUUCUGUUGAAUUGAAGGAUGCUGCAUUAGCUAUUGUACAUGUCCAAGGACGAGUUCUUGUUGCUCUUGCUGAUGGAACUGUUGCAUUAUUUCGAAGAGGUGCAGAUGGACAAUGGGAUUUGUCUCAAUAUCAUGUGAUUACUUUGGGUAGUCCACAACAUUCAAUUAGGUGCAUGACUGCUGUUAGUGGCAAAACUGUAUGGUGCGGAUAUAGAAAUAAGAUUCAUGUAAUAGAUCCAGUAUCAAUGACUGUUGAGUGCACCGUGGAUGCUCAUCCACGACGAGAAUCGCAAGUAAGACAAUUAGCUUGGUUAGGUGAAGGAGUGUGGGUCAGCAUUAGAUUAGAUUCAACAUUAAGACUCUAUCAUGCUCAUACUUAUCAGCAUCUCCAGGAUGUUGAUAUUGAACCUUAUGUUAGCAAAAUGCUUGGAACUGGAAAACUUGGUUUUUCAUUUGUAAGAAUUACUGCAUUACUCAUUUCCUCAAAUAGGCUAUGGAUUGGCACAGGAAAUGGAGUAAUAAUUUCUGUUCCUUUAUCUGAAAGUGCUGGUGGUUCAAUGGCAGUAUCCAGAAUUCAAGCAGGAAAUGCUAAAAAUGAUGUACCAGGUGUUGGUGUCAGAAUUUUUGCCUCAGAUCGUGGCGUUACGCCUGGCAGUUUUAUACCUUAUUGUAGUAUGGCUCACGCGCAACUUAGUUUCCAUGGACAUAGAGACGCGGUUAAAAUGUUUGUUGCAGUGCCUGGUCAUGGCGGUCAAAGUGCAGUAUCAGAUGGUUCUCAACCUGCUAUGCUUGUUCUUUCAGGAGGAGAAGGCUAUAUAGAUUUUAGAGUUGGUGAUGGAGAAGAUACAGAAAUAGAACGUUCUAAUAAUGCUGUGUCCGCUAAUGCUGAAGAACACGGAGAACAAAGUCAUCUAAUUGUGUGGCAAGUGCAAUGUCCUUUAUCAGUGCCAAUGAAUGGCUAGCCUAGAAAUUCUAGAAAUAUAUUGAUCCCGGUGUAUAAUUCAGUUUGAACUUUUACGUGUAAAUCGAGGCGUUUAAAUGGUUUACGUGAUAUAUUAUUAUGAAAUUGAUAAAUCAGAUCUAUCUUUUGAUUAAACAAUUUCUGCAUCUAUUUAAUUAUAAUUACAUAAUAAUUGUAGCGAAAUAUACAAAUAAUCGUACAAAUAAUGUAACGGCGAAAGAAAAAGAUAUUUUGUGCGACUUUUAAGAAUAAGAAUCAUCUUCAAUAUUUCAUUACGGAUAAAUCUUAAACAGAAAGCUUUUUUUGUUAAAUAUUGAAAUUAAUUUAUUUCAUAUAAAAGACGUUUAUUAGGAAAUUUUUUUAAAAUUGAAAGAUAUAAUUAGAUCUCUUAAUGCAAUACUUUAUAAUUUUUAAUUUUUAAUUCUAAAAACAUCUUUUAUUGAAAUAUUGAUUCAAUUUCAUACGUCAAUAACGUAAUUUUUAAUGAAAUUUUUUUUUGACAAUUAUGCAUUAUAUUCUUUUUGUAUAUUAUUGCGAAGCACGUAUGUAGAAACUUUUAAAACGUCUUGAAAUCCAGUGUCAAAGAACGUUGGAAUUAUAAUAUUAUAUUUCCACCAAUUAAUGUGAUAAAUCAAUAGAAAAUACGGGAUAAUGAGUUUCAAAGCUGCCGUGACAUUUGCUAUCUAGCUGCAAUAAAAUCAAGAUUAUUAUAUUAUGGAAGUCAGAUAACAAACAUUGUACAAUGUUCAUUUGCAGGGAUGAGAGGUGCAACCGACCUGGAUAGUAUUUAAAAAUAAUCUAUUGUAAAUUGUUUCCAUUAGAAAAUAUAUUAUUUUCCAAACUUAAAUAAUUUGAUUUACAUAAAAAUAUAUGUAUAUGUGAAAUGUAAUAUAUUUUUUAUGUUCUACUAUCAACUCUUCUCCAAUAUUACAGUGUUUGCGCCUAUUUUUUUCAAAAUUAAGAUCUUUGAAGAGUAUUGCAAUGAAUUUAUAUAAUUAUGUACAUAAACUAUUGCGACAUAUUUGUAUAGUGUUUUUCGUAAUUUAGUUAAGUUUUUAUCGAUAAACGAAAUAGAUAUGGUUUUGGAUAUACAUAUAGAUACAUAUAUACAUAUGAAAUCAUAUGUUAAUCUUUCAUUGGUCGCUGCAAUUUUAAUUUAUUGUCAAUUUCCUUCUUAUAUAAUUACCAAAGAUGAAAAACUUAUUUAUAUUCUUUAUACGCAAGAGAUAGUUUAAAAAUUGUGCGUUUUAGCCAAUAUAUGUAGCGUCCUGAAAUGUAGUAUAAUUUCAUGCAUUGAAAUUUAGAAAAAAGUCGCCAUGAUAUUUGAAUUUACAAGAAUUUUUAUAAAUUCCUGUGUUAUAAAUGACGGACAGUGAAAUUAAAAAUGUGUACGAUAUAUAAGAGCUGCGCAUUUUUUGUGUGUGAGCUCGCUUUCAGUGUCGAGCUCGGAAUUGUACCUGGCUCUGAUGAAGCUGCAAAGGCGUUAAUAAAGAAAGUUGCAAAA